Molecule: messenger RNA, 435 nt
Organism: Arachis ipaensis
Lineage: Eukaryota; Viridiplantae; Streptophyta; Magnoliopsida; Fabales; Fabaceae
Source: RefSeq, a predicted model, not a curated record
AUGAAGAAGAAGCAGCCAUGGUUGACUCAUCUUGCUGCAGUUGCUUGCAUUUCUCUUGCUGCUAAAAUGGAAGAGACACAAGUUCCACUUCCUCUUAAUUUACAAGUGAAGGACAGCAAUUAUGUGUUUGAGGCAAAAACAAUAAAGAAAAUUUUGAUUCCAGGUUUAUUGGUUAUUGUGAUUCUAGAUCAUUAUCUUCCUAAGAGGUUCAUUACUAAUUUGAUUAUGAUUGCACAUUUGCAUAUGAAGUACAGAACUGAUAUAGAAGGGCUGCAACAGCAAGAGAUUAUCGAAUUACUCCCGAAAGCUAUUCGUUCUAGCAUCUCUCAUUACCUAUUCAAAUCGGUGAUUGGAAAGGCUUGUGUACCAAUUAUUAAAUUUCUUGAAAAGAAAAGUGGGCCUGCAUUUGAUGUAAGUGAUCUUAUUAUGGCUUAA